This is a messenger RNA of Closterium sp. Naga37s-1, 191 nucleotides long. The record is from the annotation of a GenBank genome assembly. NCBI's taxonomy places the organism in Eukaryota, Viridiplantae, Streptophyta, Zygnematophyceae, Desmidiales, Closteriaceae.
GCAACCACAACGGCGAAUUGGGGCGAGCAUCAUCAGGGCUCGUCCCUUCUCGCAUCAGCACCAUCACCACUCCAGUCACACACCUAGCUGCUGGCGGUUUCCACACCCUGGCAGUAGACGACGAGGGACGCGUAUGGUCGUGGGGGAGGGGCGGCAGCGACAACGAGUGUUUACCUUUCACACAUAUCUGA